Phycodurus eques (leafy seadragon) is the source of this 3596-nucleotide messenger RNA. Its product is annotated as acid-sensing ion channel 1A-like. The coding region runs from base 393 to 1961 and encodes 522 amino acids. Gene Ontology annotation, cellular component: membrane. Gene Ontology annotation, biological process: sodium ion transmembrane transport. The transcript has 10 exons. The record is from RefSeq and is a predicted model, not a curated record. NCBI's taxonomy places the organism in Eukaryota, Metazoa, Chordata, Actinopteri, Syngnathiformes, Syngnathidae.
AACAAGCAAGCGUCUCACUCUGCACAUCGUCCGGAGGAAAGAAGAGUGGACGUGGAAAAUCACGCAUCGAAAGAGCCGCGCUCUUUUCGAAUGAGCUGAAUUGUCUUGAAGGAUUUGUGUCUUCGGCUCUCCUGCUGACGCGCACUCACCACGCAUGCAUGCGCGCUUCACUGCACUUAGAAUCGACUCGCAAAUGUGCAGCCUGAUAUUGUGCUGCGUUUACGGAACUUGACAUCUUGUGUGAAAUGUCCAACUCUUGUGCUUUUUUUGGGGGGGGGGGACUUUUUUUCUCUCCUGAAAAGAGUCAGCCCGCUGCGCGUGAGAAAUGGUGUGUCGACUUCGUGGGCGGUUUGCUGCGUGUGUGCACCUGUGCGGGUCGACGCCACAGGUGAAUGAAUGAACGAACGAGCGGAUCGAAGUGCGUGUCGUUUCUCUCGCUGGCUUCGAACACGUUUUACCACCGCGCCGUGACGAUGGACCUCAAGGUGGAACGGGAGGAAAUGGACACCGACCACCCUCCGUCGAUUGCAGUUUUCGCACACAGGUCGACCCUGCACGGCAUCUCGCACAUUUUCACCUACGAGCGUUUCUGCUUCAGACGCUGCCUAUGGCUCGUCUUCUUCUUCGCCUCUCUAGCCGUGCUGAUUUUCGUGUGCGUGGACCGGAUCCAUUUCUACCUGGAGUAUCCGCACGUCACCAAACUGGAUGAGGUCGCCACCCCGAUCAUGACGUUCCCCGCGGUCACUUUUUGCAACCUGAACGCCUUCCGCUUCAGUCGAGUGUCACGCAACGACUUGUAUCACGCAGGGGAGCUGCUGGCGCUACUUAACCACAGGUAUGAGAUCCGAGACGUGCAUCUCGUGGAGGAGAGCGUUUUGGAGAGCCUGAAGGUCAAAGCUGACUUCCACAACUUCAAGCCGCGACCUUUCAACAUGUUGGAAUUCUACGACCGCACCGGCCACGACAUCAAUGACAUGCUGCUCUCUUGUCACUUCCACGGCACCGAGUGCAGAGCGGAGGACUUCAAAGUGGUCUUCACUCGUUAUGGCAAAUGUUAUACCUUUAAUGCCAGGGGUAAUGAUCGCCCUCCCCUCAUAACCACCAAGGGCGGAAUGGGUAACGGACUGGAGCUCAUGUUGGACAUCCAGCAGGAUGAAUACCUGCCUGUCUGGGGAGAAACCGAUGAGACAUCAUUUGAAGCCGGGGUCAAAGUGCAGAUCCACAGUCAAGAUGAACCUUCUUUCAUCGAUCAGCUCGGUUUCGGAGUGGCUCCUGGAUUCCAAACUUUUGUCUCUUGUCAGGAACAGAGGCUGAUAUAUCUUCCACCACCUUGGGGUGACUGCAAGGUGACACCCAUGGAUUCAGACUUCUUUGAUACUUACAGCAUUACAGCCUGUCGUAUUGACUGUGAAACACGCUACCUAGUGGACAACUGCAACUGCCGCAUGGUGCACAUGCCAGGCGAUGCACCCUACUGCACUCCGGAGCUCUACAAAGAAUGUGCUGAUCCCGCUCUUGAUUUCCUGGUGCAGAGAGACAAUGAUUUCUGUCUAUGUGAAACACCAUGCAACAUGACCAGAUACAGCAAAGAACUGUCCUUUGUAAAAAUCCCCAGCAAGGCCUCUGCUAAAUAUCUUGCAAAGAAAUACAACAAAUCUGAGCAGUACAUUAAGGAAAACCUCCUGGUUUUGGACAUCUUUUUUGAGGCUCUCAACUAUGAAACUAUUGAACAGAAGAAGGCAUAUGAAGUGGCUGGACUAUUAGGUGAUAUUGGUGGACAAAUGGGACUUUUUAUUGGUGCGAGCAUACUCACCAUUCUGGAGCUAUUUGACUAUCUCUAUGAGGUGAUAAAGUACAAGCUGUGUCGCUGCUCUGAUAAAAAGCACAAACACAAUAACAAUGAUCAGGGUACUGUACUGAGCCUUGAUGAUGUCAAGUGUCACGUCAGUAACUUUCAUUAGUUGCCCAGAAUCUCAGAGAGUCUCCACGGACUUUGUUCAGUGCUAUAAGCCAACAGGUAAAGUGUCUCAACUGUGUCUGAACUUUGACGGAAGUCAAGAAAAAGACACUCAGAUGGCAGGACUGCAGUGACUGUGCCGUGUGGCAAUUUCUCAUAAGGCUCUUUGACACAUACAGCAGCAACAAAGAUCAUAAAACAUAGGCAUGAACAAAACUGAAAUUCCGAUGUGUUCGGUUUGUCUGCAUAAAAAGAUGUUGGUUUUUCGGAAAUGUAAAAAAAAUAUUAUCAAUGGUUUUUACAUCAUAUAUUUGAUGACUUGCAUGUAAGUUUUAUCGACUUUUUAACAACUUCCCAUUUUUAUUUUCAUGCCAUCCAAGACCAGAUUUGGACAGUCUUUCCCAUGUUGAGACUCCUGAAAACAUAUUGACAUUAUACAGUAUUCUACCUCAUUGUGCAAGGAGAUAGCAAGUACAAGUAACUGAGGUGAGGAAAACAGACACAAUUUCAAGUAUUGUAUUGAAAUGGAAAGAAUGGGCAGAGGAAAAUCCAACAUUGGCAUCAUCAAGAUUUGUAGUGCAGCAAUUGUAAAUAUUCGCAGGGGUACUUCAGAGUAUGAAAAUGCUCUAAUGCUAUUGCUGAAACCUAUGGUUUACAUGUAAUGGCACUUCAAAUAUCUGUGGUAAAUGGGAAUAAAUGCCAAGAACCACUACUAAUACAAUAUUUGCUGUUUAAUUUUCCUUAUUAGUCGCUGUUUAGAACAAGUGACAACUUUGACUGCAGAUGUUGUUUGUCUAUCUUUUGAGAACUGAUGUCUUUACAUGACAAUAAAUUGUUGAAUGUCUCAUCAUCUAGGGCUCAAGUCGCAUGUAGCACUGUGCUGCCGUCUAAAAUGCCAUUUAUCAAUGAACAUUUAACCUGCAGAUGAGGUUGUAUACUGAUAGCAUCUAUGUAUGUUUAUGGUUGUGCAAUGCUAGUGCCAAAGGCUGACGCUGAUAUCGGAAGAGUUGUUUCCAGCAGUGCCUGUUUGAAAGUUUGUCUCUUGCAACUUUCUGUGAUAUACUAUUUAUACUGUUUGUUUUCUGUCAUUCCUAUUGAGCUCAAUGUUAAGGUCCAACAACAAUACCAUCAGCUGACAUUAAAACAAAAAUAAAAAACAUGUAACUACUGCUGUUAUUACAAAUAAUAACCGCAAUAUUUUAUCAUAGUCUAAAUUGUAUACUGUACUAGACUUGCUAUGCGUCGCUGUUUUCUGUCUGAUGGCAUCAGUAAAGAAUAUGAAUAUUAAGCUUUACUUUUUAGUUUUGUGGCUACGGUCAGAGCUUCUUAUUGUAUCAAGUAACUACCCAGAUAUAUUGUCUUUUGCAGUGUCUGCUGCAUGAAAUCCGAAACAUUGUCGCUCUACGAAGAAAAGCAUUAAUCUCCCCAACAAAAUGUAUUCUAUAAAAUGUAUUUUUGCGUCUUUCACACAAUUUUGUUUGCUUAAAAUACUGUACAUAACUCACACAACUUGGAGAUAAUACUAUUAUUGGACAGGGUGAGGUUUUCUUUGUCAGGGCUUUCCUUUUGUUUUUAGGAUGACAUUCUGUUGUGUUUAUACACAUAAAUUAUGGAAUUGAAGGAAAUGUUUCAUUAAAGU